UUUUCCAUUUUUACAUACUUCUGGCUUUUGUUUCUGAAGAACUUGUGCGGCCUUCGGGGCCUCGUAGAGAAGCCCUUCCUCGGCCCCGGAGACCUGCCGCUGGCGUGUCGCCUACUUCUAGCCUCGUUUGUUCUCGCCGCGGAGCCUUGAUCUUUUUUACUUGACGACAGCAUUAAUCCAUCGGGGCUGGAGGAGAGGGGGGGCGUAAAAAGGCCUCAAAGCACCCCAAAAACAUUACUACUCCCCUGACUGGCCCAAACAUCGCGAGAUCUGCCUGCGCGAACAGCGGACGGCCCCCUCACCCUCCGGGCGUUUGCUCAUGCGCUUGACUGAUCGUUUUUAGCGCGAAAACAUUUAGAAACGUUUUGGCUGGUAAUAGUCAACCAAAUUUGACCCUCGAGAAAGGUCGGAGGAUAAUUCACGCGGACGCGAUGGAUUCGAGCACACAACACUACAUUCUUCGAGAUUUUGCAGUCACAACUCCACAUGCUUAUACGGUCGUCACUCCUUUCCGUUGCUCUGUUUCGGCCGUGAACUCUGGUAUGUGGGACACCUGCGCAAGCACUGGAGUUUGCCCUGCAGCGUCUGAAAGAACUAAGAGGGAAAAAAUGAAUAUGGUUUUUGCUCACAGAAUGGAUAACAGCAAGCCGCCUUUGGUUGUUCCUACACUUCUGGUGCCCCUCCAAAACCACAGCUGCACAGAAACGGCCUCCCCUCUGCUGAGCCGAGACCUGACGGAGCUCUACGAGGAGCACGGCUGGAGGAGCAACGGAACAGACGUGCGCGACAGACCGAACCCCGGGGAAGUGGCCACAGCCAGCAUUUUCUUUGGGGCCCUGUGGUUGUUUUCUAUCUUUGGCAAUUCCCUGGUGUGUUUGGUCAUCCACCGGAGCAGGAGGACUCAGUCCACCACCAACUACUUCGUGGUGUCCCUGGCGUGUGCCGACCUGCUCAUCAGCGUGGCCGGCAUGCCUUUCGUCCUGCUGCAGUUCACCACCGGCCGGUGGGCCCUGGGCAGCGCCACGUGCAAGGCCGUGCGCUACUUUCAGUAUCUCACCCCGGGCGUCCAGGUCUACGUUCUCCUCUCCAUCUGCAUAGACCGGUUCUACACCAUCGUCUACCCUCUGAGCUUCAAGGUGUCCAGAGAAAAAGCCAAGAAGAUGAUUGCAGCGUCCUGGAUCUUUGAGGCGGCCUUUGUGACCCCCGUGUUCUUUUUCUAUGGCUCCAACUGGGACAGUCAUUGUAACUAUUUCCUCCCCUCCUCUUGGGAAGGAACUGCCUAUACCGUCAUCCAUUUCUUGGUGAGCUUUGUGAUUCCAUCCGUCCUCAUAAUCUUAUUUUACCAGAAGGUCAUAAAAUACAUUUGGAAAAUCGGCACCGAUGGUCGAACAGUGAGGCGGACGAUGAACAUCGUCCCGAGGACAAAAGUGAAAACUAUCAAGAUGUUCCUCAUUUUAAAUCUUCUGUUUUUGCUCUCCUGGCUGCCCUUUCAUGUUGCUCAGCUGUGGCACCCCCAUGAACGAGACUAUAAGAAAAGUUCCCUUGUUUUUACAGCUAUCACAUGGAUAUCCUUUAGUUCCUCAGCCUCUAAACCUACUCUGUAUUCCAUUUAUAAUGCCAAUUUUAGGAGAGGAAUGAAAGAGACUUUCUGCAUGUCCUCGAUGAAGUGUUACCGAAGCAAUGCCUACACUAUCACAACCAGUUCAAGGAUGGCCAAAAAAAACUAUGUUGGCGUCUCAGAAAUCCUCCCCACGGCCAAAGCUGUAGCCAAAGACUCAAGCUAUGGUUCAUUUGACAGGGAAGCCAAGGAAAAAAAGCUUGCUUGGCCCAUUAAUUCAAAUCCGCCCAAUACUUUUGUCUGAUUUCUCAGAAUUCUUUCAAUUACUGUUAUGUACCAGAGAUUAAAACGUUUAACUGUAAAAACAGAAGCUAUUUAUAUAUAUUUUUCGAUCAACUUUCUGAGGGAAAUGUUUGAUUUUGUAAAAUGCACUCACUAUUGAUUUUAGUUUUCGUGUUUUUUAUUUUAGUUGCUUUUUGUUUUCGAGGAAGCUUUCACCUUGAGCUUAUGGUCAACAGUCCCUUUACUAUAUGAGUUACAUGCAUUAAAAAAAAGAAUGCUUUCCUACUUUUUAUUUACCAUUAGGUCCAAAAAGCAUAAGCCAUAUACACAGUCUUUGAUUAAUGAUUCAACCUGGUUUUAUUGUUUCCUUUUUCUCCUCCCUACUGAAAUUUUGUUAACUAUGGGCUUCUGUUCCAAAUGAAAUCUCCUGUGUGACACAUUUCAGAGACUUGAAUUUCUCUACUAAGCAACAUUUAGAAAGUGUUAAUAUUGUAUAUGUUUUUACAUUACCUUCUGUCCGGAUCUGUUCUGGAGAGCACUCCAUAUAUUGGAAUAUACUGGAACUUGCUGGGUAGUCUUCUGUGAUCGAAUUAUAAUCAGGAUUCUUAGGGAAAGAAAGCUUAUAGAGUUGCCUAAUUUUGGUCUCUGUCUCUUUUUCUCUCUCUCUUUCAUUCUCCCUUAACCUAACCAGCUGAUGAUGCCUUGAAACAUUUGAAGCGGCCGUGCUGUUUUCCUCACAUCUGUGUCCCAUCUAGGCUGUGUCCAGGAUGUUUACGUCUCUUCUGAGUUAAACUCAAGAAAAUGAGCAGGGACCCUGGCUGGGCAAGCCCAGAAAAUGCCAAAGGGAGAAGUGCAGAUGGGAUCUCCCUGCGCUCUGCAGUUCAGGCAGACACCUUUGGCUGCCCGACGCUGCCCCUAUACCCUAGGACAGCAAGGGCAAGGAGCACUUUCUUCUUUCUCCUGGACACUCAGGCAUGAGGCCGUUUCUCCAGCCAGCACUUCCUGCCCCUCCUCUCUCUCCAGGAUGUAUCGUCGUACCCUCACCAAGCUCAGACUCUUCUUUGGCUGUGGUAACUCGAGAUUUUCUUCUCUGGUUGCCAGGUCUCCGUUAUUUCAAAUCUAGGACUAGCACAUUUUAAAGAU
This is a messenger RNA of Balaenoptera ricei (Rice's whale), 2983 nucleotides long. It is a transcript of the gene GPR19, whose product is annotated as G protein-coupled receptor 19. Lineage: Eukaryota; Metazoa; Chordata; Mammalia; Artiodactyla; Balaenopteridae. Gene Ontology annotation, molecular function: G protein-coupled receptor activity. The coding region runs from base 432 to 1862 and encodes 476 amino acids. The transcript is spliced from 3 exons. Gene Ontology annotation, cellular component: plasma membrane. The record is from RefSeq and is a predicted model, not a curated record. Gene Ontology annotation, biological process: G protein-coupled receptor signaling pathway.